Emiliania huxleyi CCMP1516 is the source of this 1145-nucleotide messenger RNA. RefSeq lists its product as hypothetical. Lineage: Eukaryota; Haptophyta; Isochrysidales; Noelaerhabdaceae. The record is from RefSeq and is a predicted model, not a curated record. The transcript has a single exon. The annotation marks the transcript as partial.
AGGGAGGCGGCGGUGACGUCGGUGCGGAGGGAGGCGGCGGUGACGGCGACGCGGAGGGAGGCGGCGGCGAGGGCGAUGCGGACGGAGGCGGCGGUGAGGGCGAGGCGGAGGGAGGCGGCGGGGUCGGCGAGGCGGAGGGAGGCGGCGGCGUCGGCGAAGCGGAGGGAGGCGGCGGUGAGGGCGAGGCGAAGGGAGGCGGCGGGGACGGCGAGGCGGAGGGUGGCGGCGGCGACGGCGAAGCGGAGGGAGGCGGCGGCGACGGCGAGGCGGAGGGCGGCGGCGGCGACGGCGAGGCGGACGGAGGCGGCGGCGCCGGCGAGGCGGAGGGCGGCGGCGGCGACGGCGACGUGGAGGGAGGCGGCAGCGACGGCGACGUGGAGGGAGGCGGCGGCGACGGCGAGGCGGACGGAGGCGGCGGCGACGGCGAGGCGGAGGGAGGCGGCGGCGACGGCGACGCGGAGGGAGGCGGCGGCGACGGCGAGGCGGAGGGAGGCGGCGGCGACGGCGAGGCGGAGGGAGGCGGCGGCGACGGCGAGGCGGAUGGAGGUGGCGGCGAGGGCGAGGCGGAGGGAGGCGGCGGCGACGGCGAGGCGGAGGGAGGCGGCGGCGAGGGCGACGCGGACGGCGGCGGCGGCGACGGCGACGCGGACGGAGGCGGCGGCGACGGCGAGGCGGACGGAGGUGGCGGCGACGGCGACUCGGAGGGAGGCGGCGGCGACGGCGACGCGGACGGCGGCGGCGGCGACGGCGACGCGGACGGAGGCGGCGGAGACGGCGAGGCGGAGGGAGGCGGCGGCGACGGCGAGGCGGAGGGAGGCGGAGGCGACGGCGAGGCGGAGGGCGGCGGCGGGGGCGAGGGCGGCGGAGGCGAGGGUGGAGGCGGUGACGGCGGUAGGGACGGCGGUGGGGUGGGUGGCGGCGGGGACGGAGGCGGCCUCGGCGGCGACGAUGGUGGCGGACGCGGAGGGAACAUGACGAGGCUGGUAAAGGCCAAGUUGCCUUGGAGCUUGGUAUUUUCACGGAGCUGUGUGAUCUUUUGCUCGGUCUCCGCGGUCACGUUGGCGGCCAGCUCAUCAAGCGUCUGGCCCUCCUCCAAGAUGGCGACGGAGCGGGCAACGAUCUCCACCUUGUUGGCGUGCGAGACG